AUGGAGAGUACACACCCAACAGCAGCUGCUCCAUCUACUUCUAAUACAAGCCAUCUCUACGCCUGGACACCUGCCGUCCCUUCAACCGGUCCGAACAGUAUCACAGGAUCUCCCGCACGACACCCAAUCGACGCCUAUUCGGAUUUGCCUCUCAAUGCAAUCAGCACCGCGGGCUUUGCGGCUGUCGGUGCAGAUCCUAUUGAUUGGGGAGCGUAUAUUGCCUUACCGCCGGCUGCAACACCAACCCCCUCUGGAAUUUCGAUUCUACCUCCUCCACCGCCGCCUUCACUCGCCCAAGUCGCUCAGGCCUCUCCACUCGUUGCUCCUCCUCCACCAGAAGGGAUGAAACCAAGAGCAGCCACAUUGUCCACGAACCCUGUUCGGCCGCCGCUACCUGUGCGUGCUGCGAGCAGCAACGCUAGUCUGAAUGGUGGAGGAUCUAGACUCGAGAUUCCAAGACCAUUGAGUACAAAACCACUCAAUGAGUCGGAAGGGAGGAAGACACAACAAGAUGGGAAGCGGUCGGAUGGGAAACCAAGACGGCAGCUCUCUGUUUCGUCCACCGGGAUUGCCGACUACCUCAGAGACCAACGAGACGGCGCGAGGAGUCCUACCGUCUCUGAGCGUAGCGUGGGGAGUGGGAGCAUGAAGAGUCCUCGAUUACCUCCCAAUACUCCAGGUAGUGGCGAACGGCCAGCACCAAAGCUUUCUAUCCCCUCUGCGCCGCAUUCUCCUCCUCAUUAUCACGGUCGCGAACAUGCGCAUGGAUAUUCGCCGUACCAACAUCCCAAUCCGGCUCGUAGUGCUCGAGGAGCUGGGACUGCAUCUCCCAUGGCCGCGCCUCCACCUGUACAGCGCUUGGGUGCUAUGAAGAAUGUCCCGCCGACGUUGUGGAUGUCGCCUUCGAAUCCGAAUCCGCCUAGUGUAGCCGAGCCUGCGAUUACAGGUGGUCAUUUUUCGCCCACAAAGCUUCGUCACGACGACGGUAGUACGGGGAGUGAUACUCAAUAUGCAACUCAGGAAUAUGCGUUCCCACAGAACAUGUACUCUGGACAUUCUUUCACGACAAUGCAGCCACCUCCCAUGUCUCCAUCGUAUACCAGUGCAAGCGUUGCCUCGCCGGCAAUGACGCCUGGGUCCGCGUUUGUUACAUCUCCUAGUGCUGGUGGGAUGACCCCUAGCGCCGUAUUCUCAUCCUCGACAUCACCGAAUAACAUGCUUCCGCUUACAUCCACCUCUCCCAACAUGGGUCUACCCUCGACAUCCACGUCGCCUGGCAUGACCUCUGCCACGACGAAUACCACGCAGAGCUGGUUUACUGGUGCCAGUCCCGCGCUUACGGCCACGAGUAUGACCAGCGUUAGCGCUCAUCCAGGCUCGGGUUCGUAUUUUGGAGCUACCACGGGUUCAAUUCAACAGCAUGUACCCUAUACACCGGAACAACUUGGUUAUCCAGGCAGUGCAAGUACUCAAGAGCAACAAUAUCGACUGUAUGCGCAGCAGCAAUAUGAACAGCAGAGGAGACAAAUGGCGGAACAACAAGGGCUAGCCCACUACCCGACAGGAUUGGCGCAGGGACAAGACGACAUGGCGAGCACACCCGGUCCAACAUCGAGCUCCAAUGCCGAUACUCCCGGUUCGGACUCGAACCGAACGCAAGCGAACACUCCGAGGAAUGCGCCUACUCCCUCUGCCGGCGCAGUAGCCGGAUCCGAUGCGUCUAUGGAACGAUUUACCGCGGCUAGGUCACCACUCUCCCAAGCCGAGACACCUCAGCGGCGUGGUGGUGCUAGUAGUGGUGGUGGAGCCAACUUGAAGCAGACAAAGCAGCAAGUGGGAUUGGCCGAUAUUUUGGCGGACGACUUUUAUGCGGCGGCGCUCAGCCGACGACGGGGGAGUUUGGCACCGACGACGUCGUCUGUGAUGAAUACGCCUGCGAUGAGCGUCAAGUCUCCUGGGAUGGAUAAUCAAAUGACGCCAAAACUGGAUAUGCGCACGAUGAUGAGUCCGAAUCAGCGUGGGUUGGCGCUCGAUACGCAUGUGCCUAUGAGCGCAUUUGGACACGCUUCGAAUGAUGCAUCCUUCAGUCCUGGUAUGGGUGUGGGAGGGGAAGAUGACGAGUCGUCGAGGCUUUCGCGCGAGGAUCCGUUGGCGACACAGGUGUGGAAGAUGUAUGCGCGUACCAGGGCUAGUUUACCCCACGCGCAACGGAUGGAAAAUUUGACGUGGCGUAUGAUGGCCAUGGCGCUUCGUAAACAUCGAGAGGCGUCGGCGUCUGCGUCGGGGAUGGCUCCGUUGAUGAAGGCCGAUGUCAACUCACAACAGCGGACGAGUGGCGCUGGACAACAGGCUCUGGACCCUCAGAGUGCGGCUCAGAUGGCGGCUGCGCAGGCGCUCCAAGUCGAAGAAGCAGAUACACUCAAGCCACUUACGGUAGACAAGCAGACAAAGAUGCGUGUGGAGAAGAAGACGAUGCUUUCGCCUGGGUCAGAGGAUGAGCGUGGAAGGGCGGUGGAUAAAGGACGAAAGGCAAAGAUGCGCGUUGAAGGGUUUCAUACCGCGGACGGAAGUCCUGGGCAAGAAGAGGCGGAUGACAUUGCAGAUGGCAUGGAUUGGCGUGCUGCGUCGCGGUCGCGGUCGCGUGCGCCAAUGGAAUGGCGUGCUACCUCGCAUAGUCGAUCGCGAUCACGACCUCCGUUGGCGUUGAACAUGGGAAAUAUGUCGUACCAGAUCAAUGCCGGCUUUACACCUCAACAACCUCUUAUGGGUGGAUUCACGAUGGGCGUGCAGUCUGCGUCGAUGGGACGAGGGAUUCGUGAACCCGCGACGUGGGAGCCACAAACGUUUGAACAACCGACGACGUCGACGACGGGUGCAGACAAGGAACAGGCCGCUCCGUCUGCUGCUAUUGCGAUUCCGAAAAGUUCGUCUUCACCUGCUCAGCCACAAGAGGACGGAGAAGAGGAACAAGGUGGGGUCGGCAAGGCUGUUGGGUCUGUACCGCCUGGACCAUCAAGCGUGUCGCUCUUGACCAAGAGUCUGCAAAUGUUCUCCGAGAGUCCACCGAGCUCGGGUGUCGACUUUUUCCGUGGCCAUUUUGCGCCGCCCCCUGGUGUUGUCGUUCCGCACGUCACGCUCACCGAGUCGUUGCGGGAGAGAGGGAUCGAUGUCGAUGGAGGAGCUCCAGUGCCGCCGUCUGUUAUGGCACGAAGAGCGUCGCAGCCAGCGAUUCACCAGCCACUUGCGUUUGCAGAGGAAAACGGACAGCAAGACCAUCAACCACCGCAAUCGGUUGAUCCAGCUGUAUCGGCUGCGCUUGAUGAUUUCAUCUCUUCGUCUUUACCGGCAUAUCAUCAUCCGCUCUAUCAGUUCCAACAACUUGCGAGUCCGACGGCGGGUGAUGGACAGUGGCAGGGCGAGAUGCGUGGCGCGCUCCCCGAGGGUUUCCCCCGGCGUGUGAGAAAGACGAGCUUUGAUCAUACGGUUGCGAAGAAUGCUGGAGAGGAGUCGCAGAAUCUCACGGGGCGACAUCAGAUUGAUGGACGGCCAAUGCCUCCUCCAUCAGAGCCACCGAAACGACGUGAACUCAAUGAAGAAGGUUUACAUAGCCAUCAAGCAUUCUUCUCGCAUCCUCCUGGUCUUGGUGGCGAGCCGACGUCGACUACGGAUUCAGCAAGUCCAUAUCCAAAUACCAAUUAUGCCUUUUCGCUCCCUGACGCGGAUCGCCUGUUUAUGAACACGGACAUUGCCUCUACGAUACCCUUUUCUCGCGUUGGGAUUCCUGGCGUCGACUUUCCAUUUGGCCACUCUCUGGGAAGGACGUCAUCUGUCACUGGACCUGUCGAUUUCCCCUAUCCUCGCACCGAAGCUCCACCACGGACGGGCGACGAGUUUGAUUUCCAGUCGUAUGGGCUUGGUGGAGAAGACGUCGACCCGACGGUGGAGAUUGCAACUGCAGCAGCAGCGGCCGCGAUUGAUGAGAGUGUAGAACGAUUUGCGACGGCAGCGUCUGGAGGUGCCUAUGUGCCUCCUGGAUCGUUUGACGAGGCGUUUGACCCGGUUGGGAUGGGGAUGCGCAUGUCGGGUGGCAUCUUUUUCCCAACGGGGAGCUAUACUGGCGACUCGAUCUCGCACUCGAUGGCGCAUCUCGGUGGACAACAGCCUCUCGGUCCUGGAAGCGCCCCGGCGUCUGCGUUUACGGUCGACCCUACACUCUUGGGUUCUUCUGGUAUGCGUGAUCCAGCCGAGUGGAGUAUGGCUGCUGCUGCGGCGGCUGCGUCGAUGAACCGGGCCAAUACGGGCAAGAGCGCGUCGACGUCGAAUGUGUCUUCUGAACCUGGUUCGCUCAACAACUCGACGCUCGAGGGUCCACCUGGGAAUAGAAAUUCGGGUGCGCGACGAUCGAGUGUGAGCGGGAACACGGCUCGACGGACGUCGACGGGUACGGUGGCCGCGGCGGGCAACUCGCAUUCACGCAAGAAGAGCUCGAGUGGGACCCUUGCGCCUGUAUCCAGCGACAAAAAGGCCGAGGUUUCCUUUACGGAAAAGAGUGGCUCGACGGGAGCGAAUCCCGAGGGUGAUGAUGGGCAGACGAUGUGCACGAAUUGCAGUACGACGACGACGCCACUCUGGAGACGAAAUCCAGAAGGGCAACCGCUUUGCAAUGCCUGUGGGUUGUUCUUUAAACUCCAUGGUGUGACGAGACCGCUGUCGCUGAAAACGGACGUGAUCAAAAAGAGAAACCGAAAUGGCGCGACGCUGACGAAUCCGUCUCGAAAGUCGACCACUUCUACACUUUCACGCGCCAGUACAUUGUCAAAUCCACGUCGGACGUCUCUGACCAGUACAUCCGCGGCGGCGGCAGCGGCCGCUGCGGCGCUGGCUGGUGGCGCGGCGAGUGGAGGCUCCUCGCAGCUCCCUGGAACAAGACCUCUUGCGCCCAAUGCAAGCUCUACACACUCCCACUUGCCAGAGCUUCGGCCUUCACCGCCUGGCCUAGGCAAUACGUCUGCUGUACUGACGAGUCAGAAGAGAGUACGCAAGACGUCGAGUGGCCUUGUUGUUGGUUCUUCGACGACGGAAAGCACUCGAGCGUCUUCCUCGGCGACCCCACCGUCGGCGAGUGGCGAGGCCGUUCCGAGCUAA
Messenger RNA from Serendipita indica DSM 11827, 5145 nucleotides. The record is from the annotation of a GenBank genome assembly. Lineage: Eukaryota; Fungi; Basidiomycota; Agaricomycetes; Sebacinales; Serendipitaceae.